AUGGCGCUUAUUAGUGAAUGUGUGCAGCCUGGUUGUUCGAUGCUUAGGGAUGAAUAUAUAACAGAAAUGAAAAACGAAGCGAUCCGUGGCCUUCAAACAGCUCUUCCACCGCAUAAUUUCUAUAAUCCACAUUUUCGAUCCCUACAAAAAUUUUUAAUUUACUCAAGCGAAAUCCAUUUUUCAUUAUUAGAGAAAUAUGCAAAAUCACCGAAUAGCAGCGAAAUUGUGCUGAAAUACCCGUAUCUAAGGCUUGGCUCAAUGCAUUUGUCAGUGCAACACAUCAUCUAUGGAUCAUUAGAAGAAUCGGUUUUUUCUCUACGCUUUUUGAUGAUAUUCAAUACCAGUAAUCCUCUUGCUUCUGAUAUAAUCAAAGCUGCUGAACUGCAAUGGUAUCAACAAUUAAAAGAUUUUCAGAAGCGCAUUGAUUCGAAGAUGAAACUGUACUUAUUGGGAGAUGAAUUGGUUAACUACGAAAUACAAAAGGCAGCCUUUUCAACCAUUUCCUAUCUUGCCAUUGGAGCUUCAUUGAUGAUAGUUGUUGUAUACAUUAUUACAUGGCAAUAUGAACAGAAGCGCAUUGUUAAUAUAUUAUUAACAUUCAUGGCAAUUUUUUGUCCAACGCUGGCUGGUACAACCACAAUUGGUUUGUUAUCGUUAAUGGAUGUGCACAUCAACAGUACGAUGAUGAUCACUCCAUUUUUGAUACUCGGUGUAGGAGUGGACGACUUGUUUUUGUUAAUGCAGUUCUGGUUUCAUUCACAAUCUAUGUCUAGCCCUCGCUUUCAAAUGAUGUAUACAGAUAUUGGCCCAUCUAUCACGCUUUCCUCCUUUACAAAUGUUGCAGCAUUUCUCGUAGGAUAUGUCAUGUCACCAUCAAUGGACAUUGCUCGUUUUUGUCUCUGUUCAGCAAUUGCAUUUGCAUUGUGCUGGCUAUUGGAAUUAUUUGUUUUUAUGCCUCAAUUGCUGAUCUAUUGUCCUGGAAAAGUACCAUUAAAUAAAAAUGAAGAAUUCCACAUGCCUAAACGAUAUUUUAAAAUGUACAGUACUUUUCUCCAAAAAUUUUCCUUCGCCCAUAUUGCAGUAUUGUUAUUGAUGUUUGCUUUACUCGGAAGCUGUAUAUUUAUGAUUCUGAAUAUGGAAGAAAGUUUUGCUCCUGAAAAAAUAUUUGACGAUAACUCGUUUCUUGCAAAAUCUCUUGCUUCGAUGAAUAAAAUUUAUGGAGAUCAUCAGAUGAUCAGAAUACUAGUGACAGAACUGCCCAGGAAUGCCACCACAUUACGGGAUGAUAUAACGCGAAUUACAUCUUUUCAUUUUCUAUGCCAUAAUUACACGACCUGGCUCGAACUUUACGAACAGCUCAGCGCAUUGUUACCAUUAAACAAAAUAUCAUUUGAAUUGUGUUUGCAAGGGUUUGCAAAAUGGCGAGAUCGUGCCACUGUUGUAAACGAUUUGCGGAGAUUACUUCCCAAUGGCUAUUCAAUGUUUUUUUAUGAUUCACACAUCCUUGAUCUCAUUUUAUCAAUCAAAGAAACAGUUUUGGAAGCAGUAAUGAUAACAGUUGUAAUUAUGGCCGUCACUUGUUUUUUUUUCUUACCAAUGAUAGGAAUAGCUACUUGCACCAUACUUUCUCUAUUAUCAAUUAUCACACUAAUAGUGGGAUGUCUUCGUUUUUGGGGAGCAGAACUGGAUGUGGUGCUGAUGGUGAAUGUUGUUAUGGCUGCAGGCUUUACUGUUGAUUAUGUGUCGCAUAUUGGCUAUCACUUGUUUCUGGAAGCCGGAACUAUGACAAAUCAAAUAGAACGCACAGCCAGAACUCUGCAUGCCAUUUUUGGUCCUACAGCUCAAGCAGCAAUCACGACUAUCAGUUGUAUUAUGCCAUUACUGUUUCACAACGUUUAUAUGUAUGCUGUCUUUGCCAAAACAGUUCUAUUAUGCAGUAUUUUCGGAUUUUUGCACGCAGUAUUUGUAAUACCCUUUCUAAUAUCAUUGAUGGGAAUGGCAGUGCCUUCAUGUUUCGAACAGUGCAGUAUUAGACAAUCUGAGAUUGUUCCACACAUUGAUGGUUCCAGUUUAACCCAAAAUGGCAAUAGUUCAUCCAUUAAAAAAAGUGUUACAUUCAGUACUGAUUGUUAG
Molecule: messenger RNA, 2133 nt
Organism: Cercopithifilaria johnstoni
Lineage: Eukaryota; Metazoa; Nematoda; Chromadorea; Rhabditida; Onchocercidae
Source: the annotation of a GenBank genome assembly